Molecule: messenger RNA, 1049 nt
Organism: Bactrocera latifrons
Lineage: Eukaryota; Metazoa; Arthropoda; Insecta; Diptera; Tephritidae
Exons: 2
Coding region: 97-918 (273 amino acids)
Source: RefSeq, a predicted model, not a curated record
GCAGCGGUUUGCAAAUUUCAGUUUGAAUAUUUCGCAGAAUUUCUACUCGCCAACAGUUUUUAUUAAAAAAAAAGGUUCUAAAUUGAAUUCGUUGCAAUGCGCAGUUUCGUUUUAUUCAUUUACGGCUUAUCCUGCGGCUAUGGCUUAUUGCGACCCACAGCCUCUGCAACUGAAAAAUCGUCAGCCACGCAGUUAAGUGGUUCGGCUGCGGACGCGUUUGUGGCGGCGGGAAGUGCAGAGGCAGUGAAAGAGUUGAGUCAUCUGGGGAACGAUUCAAUGCUUCAAGCGAAUAUGUUAACUUUUCAUCGUGAAAUUGCAAUACCAGGAGAUUUUCAAAAGGAUGCGGGUAUUGCUGAAAUGAAAAACAAUUUAUCAAAUGAAAUAAAUGAAGAACGUGGCAGGCGUAAACGCAGGAAAAUGUUGAAGUACCUACAGCCGAUACUGAUUGGUUUCUUAAUAAUGAAGUUUAUCAUUUUUCCGCUCGUUUUAAAAACACUAACAGCGCUCUCCACAUCCUCGUUUGUGAUGAGUAAAAUUGCGUUGGCAAUCACCGGACUACUUGUGCUUAAAUGGCUGAUCUCGGGUUCCGGUGAUGGCGGUGGCUACGAUGGUGGCGCCAAAGACCGGACACAUUUGGAAAUUGUCCAUUUACCGUUUCCAUUAACGAAAGCGUAUCACAAGGGCAAUGUAGGUGGAGGGGGUGCAGCGUUCGGCGGGUGGGACGAUUUAGCUUCAAGUGGCAGCAGCAAUGUGUUCGCUAUAAGACAUGGCGGCAAGCCACACAAGUAUAUACCAGUGAAUAAUUUGAAGCAUAUGGCACAUGUAGUGGCCGCAGCAACCGUGGCAGAUGCAGCGGACAAUGCCGAAGGCGUUUAUCGAAACACACGUCCGGUAUUCGACGACAAGCCGUUCUUGUAAAAAAUAAAAUAAAGUAUGGCACGGCAUGAAACUCCCAACGAUUAAACUGUCUACUACGCACUCAAUUUAUGUUUACUUAUAUUUAUUUGCAAGAGUCAGCUCGCGAUUUUAUUUAAUUAUUUAUUGUAAUA